Messenger RNA from Falco peregrinus (peregrine falcon), 1403 nucleotides. It is a transcript of the gene PARL, whose product is annotated as presenilin associated rhomboid like. The record is from RefSeq and is a predicted model, not a curated record. Lineage: Eukaryota; Metazoa; Chordata; Aves; Falconiformes; Falconidae. The transcript has 10 exons. Gene Ontology annotation, molecular function: serine-type endopeptidase activity. Gene Ontology annotation, cellular component: membrane. The coding region runs from base 16 to 1191 and encodes 391 amino acids.
CUGCUCGGUGCCAGCAUGACACCUCACCAGCCCUGCAGGCAGGAAGAUGGCAGAGCAGCACAGCGCCCAUGCCUAGGAGCCCCGGCUGGUGGCACAGGGAGCACGGCACACCUGGGGGCACCCAGCGCAGGCGAGCACGGCCAAGAAGCCCAAGGAGGCUGCGGGGCCAGGCUGAUGGUGCUGCUGGAACCGCGGCAGGGCUUCCGCCGGGCACGGCCGCGGCCCGAGGAGCCCCCCGCCGCCAGCGCCGCCGAGGCGCGGCCCGGCCCGCCGCCCCCGCGCCGCAGCCUCUGCCCGCCGCCGCCGCCCCGCGCUGGCCGCCCCUCGCCGCGCCGCCUGCUCAGGCCGCUCCUCUUCGCCGUGGGGUUCACAGGCUCUGCCUUCGGAUGCGCCGCCAUCUGGCAGUACGAGUCGCUCAAGUCGCGGGUCCAGACCUAUCUGGAGGAGGCGCGGGCGGACUGGCUGGACAAGAUACGGCCGCAGAAGAGGGGCGACUUCAGGAAGCAGGUUAACAGCUGGUGGAAUAACCUGACUGAGGGUCAGCGGACUGUGACAGGUAUUAUAGCUGCAAAUGUCUUUGUGUUCUGUUUAUGGAGGCUGCCUGGCAUGCGACGGAUUAUGUUUACAUAUUUCACUUCAGAUCCAUCCUCCAGAGCCCUCUGUUCUCCCAUGCUGCUCUCUACAUUUAGUCACUUCUCUCUAUUCCACAUGGCAGCAAAUAUGUAUGUUUUAUGGAGUUUUUCCAGCAGCAUUGUCUCUCUUCUGGGAUGUGAGCAGUUCAUUGCAGUAUAUCUUUCUGCUGGGGUUAUCUCCACUUUUGUCAGUUAUGUUGCUAAAAUGGCCACUGGAAGGUUUGAACCAUCCCUUGGAGCUUCAGGAGCUAUAAUGACUGUCCUUGCAGCCGUAUGUGCAAAGAUGCCAGAAGCAAAACUAGCCAUCAUAUUUCUUCCAAUGUUCACAUUUACAGCAGGAAAUGCUUUAAAAGCCAUAAUUGCGUUUGACACUGCAGGGCUUGCUCUAGGCUGGAGACUUUUUGACCAUGCUGCACAUCUCGGGGGAGCUCUCUUUGGAAUAUGGUACGUAACUUAUGGCCAUGAGCUCAUAUGGAAGAACAGAGAACCACUGGUGAAGGCUUGGCAUGAAAUGAGGACAAAGAAUGCAGGAAAGGGAGGAGGUGGAAGAUCUAACUGAUUCUGAUCCUAGGGAUUCCUGGUGCCCGAGUGGUGUAUUACUUGAAGACCUGUCCUCAGAUUGGUGUUGAAGGUUUUUUUGCUACUCCACGUUAAGCCUCUAAGGAGCUGAAGUUUCUGUUGUAAACUACAGUUACAAAAAUGCGUAUCAAUAGAAAAUGAACUCUUGACAAAGGUGGAACAAUAAAGGUUUUUAUCCUAUUGCUUUCUGAA